AUGCCGCCCAAGCCCAUGGUCCUCCUGGCCAAAAAGGGCGCCAACCACCACGCCGACUCGUCUGCUCACCCGCCGCAGCAUUCACAGCACUCGGCCAAGCAGAACCACCAGCCCAAGAACGCUCCCCGUCUGAAGCUCCUCGUGCGCCGACUGCCUCCUGCUCUGACCAAGGACGAGUUCUUGGCCACGCUCGGUGAAGAGUGGAAGAUUCCUAGCAACAAGAUCGACUGGCUGGACUAUCGUUGCGGAAAGACAAAGGCUCCCGGAAAGCUGUCUCUACAGUCCCGCGCAUACCUUCGCUUGACCAACGAGCAACACAUCAAGCCUUUCGAAGCUCACUUUUUGCAGCUCGCCUUCCACGAUGCAAAGGGCUCGCACAAGGACCCUCAGCUCAAGCAGCUCUUGCCCUCGUUGACUUUCGCUCCUAAUCAGCGCAUCCCUACCGUGAAGCAACGCCAGGACGCUCGCCAAGGCACAAUCGACCAGGAUCCAGAGUUCAUUGCCUUCCUCGAGCGCGAGACUCAGCCCGUCACCAAGCCUCUUUCCCUCGAUCAGGCUCUAGCCCAGGAAAAGCCAAAGGACAAGGUCUCUUCCACCCCUCUACUGGACGACUUGCGUGAGAAGAAGCAGAACAAGGCAAGGGCGAACCAGAAGCACAAGGAAGAGAAGCAGUCGGACAAGCCUUCGGCUAGAGGCCGUGACCACAAGUCUGACGCCAAACUGCCCGUCAAGGUGCUCGCAAAGGACAAGAAGAACCAGCCUGCUCAGCCUGCCGCUCCGACUCCACCAGCUGCUGCCGCUCCUGCUUCUGGUCGUAAACGCGAUCGCGCCGCUCCCAACAACACCAUCAAGUCUAUGCUGCAGAGGGAUCUUGGUCUCAAUCCUUCUACCAAACGUGGCGGAAAGGACGCUUCGCCGGCAAAUGCUUCCAAGACCGCAUCUCCUGCUCCUGCCGCAGAGCCUGCUACCAAUCCUGCUACUACUCCGGCUAAGCCAGCCAAGACAAGAGCUAGUCGUAACAAAGAAAAGGCAGCCGCCCAACCCACAGCCCAGGAGAACGCAAAGCCCGCAGCACCUGCUCCAACCGGUAUCCUGAAGAAACCAGCUCAGCAAGCAACUCCCAAAGCCCCAAAAGCCGCCAAAGGAAACAACGCUCCCACUCCCACUACCCCAGCACCAACCUCAACUCCCGCUUCUGCCCCUAAGCAACCUAAGAACUCAAACACAAACAAUCCCAGCACCACAAAAGCCUACCUCAAACACGCAAACGCCUCUCAAGGCGUCACCGAACCCCUCCUCCUCGCCGCUUUGUCUUCAUUUGGCACCGUCGUGAAAGUCGAGAUUGACAAGCGUAAAGGCACCGCCCUCGCCGAAUUCAAGGAUAACGAAGGCUUGAAGGCUGCAAUGGCAAAGAAAAGCGUUGCUGUUGCCCAGGGUGCUGUUGAGGUGCUAGAGUAUAGGGACAAGCAGGCUCAGGGUGGUAGGAACGCGCAAAGCAGCAAUGGAGGCAGAGGUGCACAGGGCAAUGCAUCUAACAGAGGCAGAGGAGGACGUGCUAGAGGAGGCGGCGCUGCCGCCGCCGCUGCUGGUAACGCCACCCCUGCUGCGACUGCUACCAAUGGUAAUGGACAAGCUGUCGCUGCAAAUGGCAACAAAGGCGAUGCUACAUGA
Molecule: messenger RNA, 1671 nt
Organism: Aureobasidium subglaciale EXF-2481
Lineage: Eukaryota; Fungi; Ascomycota; Dothideomycetes; Dothideales; Saccotheciaceae
Exons: 1
Coding region: 1-1671 (556 amino acids)
Biological process (GO): nuclear-transcribed mRNA catabolic process, nonsense-mediated decay; positive regulation of translation
Cellular component (GO): nucleolus; cytoplasm
Molecular function (GO): mRNA binding
Source: RefSeq, a predicted model, not a curated record